This is a messenger RNA of Aspergillus nomiae NRRL 13137, 1599 nucleotides long. Its product is annotated as MFS transporter. Gene Ontology annotation, molecular function: transmembrane transporter activity. Bases 1 to 1599 code for a protein of 532 amino acids. Gene Ontology annotation, biological process: transmembrane transport. The transcript has 2 exons. NCBI's taxonomy places the organism in Eukaryota, Fungi, Ascomycota, Eurotiomycetes, Eurotiales, Aspergillaceae. The record is from RefSeq and is a predicted model, not a curated record.
AUGGGCUUCCACAGGUUGACCCCCGGCUUUGCACCGUUGGUAGCAGGUCAGGAGGCUCACAGCCGUGAGGGGAUCGUGUACAAAAUGACCUCAGGAUCAUCCGAAGCCCAAGCAGCGACUUUCAAGAGUAGCUUCAAUGACAGAAUCACAAUUCCUGACUCUGAAAACCCAAAGAGAUGGUCGAACGGGAAGAAAUGGACUAUCACUGUGGUUGCCUCACUCAUGACAUUCUCUGUCACCUUUGCGAGUAGUAUCUUCAGCACCGCGGAAAAGCAAACGGCAGCGGAAUUCCAUGUGUCCCACGAAGUGAUGAUAUUGGGUCUUAGCCUGUUUAUGUUAGUCAGUGAUCUGACUCCGGUAAAGACAAAUAAUUCGCUCGGACGGUUGGCUAAUGAAUCAACGCAGGGAUAUUGUUUUGGUCCGCUGCUAUGGGGGCCACUAUCCGAGAGCCAUGGGCGUAGAUUACCCUUGAUGCUUGGUGUGAUCGUCUUCUGUAUCUUUCAAGUGCCUGUAGCCGUGGCCCAGAACGUGCCAACCAUUGUAAUCUGCCGCUUCAUUGGCGGUCUGUUUGCUUGCUCGCCGCUGUCGAUUGUUGGAGCCACUCUGGCGGAUAUCUGGGAUCCGGUGGAACGGGGAAUUGCUGCGUGUAUAUAUUCCGGCGCGACAUUCUCUGGGCCGGUUCUAGGCCCGAUUGUGGGCGGCUUCGUCGUGGACAGCUAUCUCGGCUGGCGAUGGACAGCGUGGCUGACUCUGAUCCAAGGCGUCUUUUUCUGGGUCCUUGGCAUGAUCUUUGUGCCUGAGACUCACGCCCCGACAUUGCUGCGCCGGUUCCAGGCUCGUGAGUGCUCUUCUGACGGAAGGGAAGAGCUCGGACAAUCGAAUACCAAUUCGCCUGUAAGCUACAUGAACUGGAGGGAAUUCCUGACGAAGUUCUUAGCACGACCACUUGUUAUGUUGGCCACCGAGCCUAUCCUGCUGUUAACAACCCUGUAUAUGUCCCUCGUCUACGGGACGUUAUAUCUCUUCUUUGAAGCGUAUCCCAUCUCGUUUCAGGACCAGCGUGGCUGGAACGCCAGCGUGGGAGCCUUGCCUUUCCUGAGCAUUAGCGCAGGUGUCAUCUGCGGCAAUCUGACCAUCGCAGCAACAACCGUCUUCCGUCUUAAACGCAAAUACCACGAAGGGGGUGGUAUAGUCGCACCGGAGGAGCGCCUAAUCCCCAUGAUGGUUGGUGCCGUCGUUUUACCACCAGGACUAUUCUGGUUUGCGUGGACCAGCAGCCCUCACAUCACUUGGAUACCUCAGGUCCUAGCUGGGAUUCCGAUCGGCAUGGGUAUUCAGGUCAUCUAUACGAUGGGCCUCAACUACAUUCUGGAUGUAUACACCCCCUACGCUGCCAGCGCUGUUUCAGCGAACACCUUUGUCCGAUCUAUGGCGGCUGCAGGGUUCCCACUAUUUGCUACCCCAAUGUAUGAUCGUCUGGGAAUUAAUUGGGCCACCUCCCUGUUGGGGUUCGUGUCGGUGCUCAUGGUGCCAGUGCCGAUAUUGUUCUAUAUCUACGGGGAGCGAUUAAGGAAGUUGGGCCGCUAUAGCGUCACGUAA